Molecule: messenger RNA, 597 nt
Organism: Ailuropoda melanoleuca (giant panda)
Lineage: Eukaryota; Metazoa; Chordata; Mammalia; Carnivora; Ursidae
Product: olfactory receptor 5W2
Exons: 2
Biological process (GO): G protein-coupled receptor signaling pathway
Cellular component (GO): membrane
Molecular function (GO): G protein-coupled receptor activity; olfactory receptor activity
Source: RefSeq, a predicted model, not a curated record
AUGGACAAAGGAAAUUGUUCCACCUUGACGGGAUUCAUUUUCUUGGGAAUUACCAAUAACUCUGGGAUGAAAGUGACUCUAUUCGCCACCAUUCUGGUUAUUUACCUCAUUAAUCUCCUGGCAAAUCUUGGAAUGAUUAUUCUAAUUAGAAUGGAUUCCCAGCUUCACACACCAAUGUACUUCUUCCUCAGCCAUCUCUCCUUCUGUGACCUCUGUUAUUCCACAGCAAUUGGGCCCAAGAUGCUGGUGGACCUAUUUGCCAAGAACAAAUCAAUUCCCAUUGUGGGCUGUGCUCUUCAAUUCUUGGUCUUCUGUACUUUUGCAGAUUCUGAGUGUCUGCUGCUGGCAGUGAUGGCCUUUGAUCGGUACAAGGCCAUCAGCAACCCCUUGCUCUACACAGCCAACAUGUCCAACAGAGUGUGCUCCCUGCUCGUGGCGGGAGUUUACUUGGUGGGCAUGGCAGAUGCUUUGAUACACACAAGUUUAACGUUCCGCUUAUGUUUCUGUGGCUCGAAUGAGAUUAAUCAUUUCUUCUGUGAUGCACCUCCUCUCCUAUUGCUCUCUUGCUCAGAUACACAGGUCAAUGAGUUAGCGAUA